AUGUUAUGGUUAGUUAUUUUAUAUUGUAUUAUUUAUGUUGAAUAACUGUUAGUUAGUCAAUACUUAACUCCAGAGGUUUAGGAGAGUUUCUAGCUUACCUUUGUAUAGGACUCUGUAAUUGGUUGAACAGAUUGAAUCAAUGUGUAGACUGUAGAGCAAUCCAUCCAUCAUAUUAAUGUUUCACAUCUACAAAGCACAUGCAAUCCCACUUCAGCUUGGGCCCACCGCCAGUUUAUUUGUCUACCGUAUCCGCGACUUAAUUGACGCUGGCUACAGCCAUUAGAGGGUUUUCGCUAUAAGUUUAAAAAAACCGCGAUAAGAAACUCAGAAGUGCACUAAGUUUUUAGCAAAAUUGAAAAAAAAAAUGGCUCAUUUAGUAGUAGCAAGGCUUCUUGCUAUAUUUUCUUUACUUUCCUUCCUUCAACAGCUUUCUUCUAAUGUAAUUCCUGCUUCCAGUAAUGAAGAAGCCAAUGGUCUCCUGAAAUGGAAAUCCACUUUUUUCCACGCAAACAACACGUUGGAUUCUUCAUGGACGAUUUCAGAAAAUGGUGGCAGCCCAUGCAACUGGUAUAGAGUUCACUGCGUUGCGGGAAGUGUCAACAGGCUGAACCUUACUACUUCCAACAUCAAUGGUACACUCCAAAGCUUUCCAUUUCAUUCACUUCCAAAUCUUGAAUAUUUUGAAAUUAGUUUGAAUGCAUUUUGGGGAAGCAUACCACCUGCGAUUGGCAAUCUUACCAAGCUCGUCUAUCUUGACAUGUCAAUCAAUUAUUUUACUGGCACAAUCCCACCUCAAAUUGGCCUUUUAAUCCGUCUCCAGACCCUCCAUAUGUUUGGAAACAACUUGCAUGGUCCAAUCCCUGAUGAAAUUGGCAACUUGACAUCUCUCAAUGAGCUUGCUUUGCUUGGUAAUUCUCUUAAUGGUUCUAUUCCUGCUUCUAUAGGCAAUUUGAAACACUUGAGUUCUUUGCAACUUUAUAUGAACUCUCUUUCUGGCCACAUCCCACCCGAGCUGGGAAAACUCUCCAAUCUCACUGUGCUUUACAUAGACACAAACCAACUAACCGGCUCAAUUCCCCCCGAGCUAGGAAACCUCUCAAAAUUGCAACAACUAUACAUUUUCUCUAACAAUUUGAGUGGUCAUAUUCCCCGUGAACUAGGAAAGCUAAAGUCACUCUCCUAUCUCAGUUUAUGGUCGAAUAAUCUUAGUGGUCAAAUCCCUGCUUCACUAGGUGGCCUAGAGAAUUUGUUACUUCUUCACCUCUAUGGUAACCAACUUAGUGGUUCAAUACCUGAAGAGUUAGGGAACCUAAAGAGCAUCACUGAUCUGCAACUGAGUCAGAAUAUGUUUAGUGGUUCAAUCCCAACUUCCAUAGGGCGUUUGAGGAACUUAGAAAUCUUGUUUCUUCGUGCCAACAAUCUUUCUGGUUCCAUUCCUCGUGAACUUGGCAAACUGGAAAACUUGACCGUACUGGAAAUGGAUGAAAACCAAUUCUCAGGUCAUUUGCCAGACGGUAUUUGUAAAGGGUUGGCACUUCAAAAUUUCACGGUGAACAACAAUAACCUCUCGGGGCCAAUUCCACCCAGCUUAAGAGACUGCAGAAGCUUAAAGCGUGUCCGGUUUGAUGGCAAUAUGUUCACCGGAAACCUCUCUGAAUCUUUUGGCAUAUACCCUGAUUUGCAGUUUAUGUGGCUCAGUCAAAACAAGUUCCACGGUGAAAUCUCCAAAAACUGGGGAAUCUCCAAAAACUUGACAAACCUGCAAAUGGCUGAAAACAAUCUCACAGGUAGAAUCCCUCCUGAGUUUCGAAAUUUGACUCAACUAGGAAUACUCAAGCUCUCUUCAAAUAACUUGGGUGGGGGGAUCCCUGCAGAACUUGGGAGUCUAUCAUCUCUGCUUUACUUAUACUUGGGGGACAACAAUUUUUCCGGUCAAUUGCCCAUAGAGUUAGCCUCUCUUAAGCAAUUGAAUGUCCUUGAUUUGUCCAACAACCAAUUUAGUGGACCAAUACCCUCAUUCAUAGGAGACUAUCAGCAAAUGUAUGAAUUGGACUUGAGCCACAACAACUUCAGCCAGCAUUUACCAGUUGAGCUAAGUAAGCUAUCACAUCUUACAACGCUGGACCUGAGUAACAAUUCUCUCAGUGGAGAGAUCCCACAUUUGUUUAAUAGUCUUCGUGAUUUGGUGAAUGUUGAUUUAUCCUAUAAUCAGCUGACAGGCCCUAUUCCUGACACCAUGGGUUUCAAGCAAGCCAUUCUGAAGGGAAACACAGGUUUAUGUGGAGAUAAUAAAGACCUUCCAUCUUGCUCAUCAACACCCACAGAGAUGUCCUUUGUGGGGAAAAAGAGUGGCCACAAAACACAGAUUCUCAGCAUUGUAUUGCCUAUAGUGGGAGCCCUGGUACUAGUCUCUGUGUUCGCAGUGGUUCUUUUCACUUGUGGGAAAGGAGAUAGAGGUCCAGAUGAAGAGCAACAAUGCAAUUCGUUUAGAAGAGGCGAUGGUGACAACAAUGAUGAAGACAGUGAUCUCUUCUCCAUAUCCUCAUUCCAUGGAAAGGCAUUGUAUUUGGACAUCUUGAAAGCCACCAAGGAGUUCCAUGAGAUGUUCCGCAUUGGGGAAGGAGGGUUCGGGACUGUAUACAAGGCGAAGAUCCCAUCAGCCGAGACAGUAGCUGUAAAGAGACUUCAUUCAUCAGCUGAGAUCACUGAUAGGAAGGGCUUCUUCAACGAAAUAACAGCUCUGACAACGAUCAGGCACAGAAACAUUGUCAAACUCCAUGGCUUCUGCUCAAAUGUGAAGCAUGCAUUCUUGGUUUACGAGUACCUUGAAAGGGGUUCUUUGUCAAAUAUGCUGAGCAGAGAAGAGGACGCUAAGAAGCUGAACUGGAUGACGAGGGUGAAUAUCGUUAGAGGCAUCGCUCAGGGCUUGUCUUACAUGCACCAUGAUUGCUCACCUCCCAUUGUUCAUCGAGACAUAUCGAGCAGCAACAUUCUCCUUGAUGCUGAUUUUGAAGCUCGCAUCUCGGAUUUUGGCACUGCUAAACUACUCAGGCGAGACUCCUCUAAUGUUAGCGCGCUUGCAGGCACCUGCGGAUAUAUUGCACCAGAAUUUGCUUUCACUAUGAAGGUGACUGAAAAAUGCGAUGUAUAUAGUUUCGGAGUAUUAACAUUAGAAAUCAUUAAGGGAAAACAUCCUGGUGACUACAUCGAUCUUCUCACAUCUCCUUCCCCUGCAACCAUCGAACUCCAGGAGUUGUUGGAUCCACGGCUUCCACAUCCUGAAAAUGAAGCAGUGGAGGAAGCUUUGGUUCUCAUUGCUAAAAUGGCCCGAUCUUGUCUUCUUUCAAAUCCAAAAACGAGGCCGACAAUGCAGAUAAUCGCUGAGAUGUUAGCAAUAGCACCACAAUGAAUCAAAAAUGUGUUUUGUAUGCUGAGCCACUACGUUACCGUGAUUUAUCUUUCUUCCGCAUACUAUGUCGUGUUGCAGUGCGAUUGCCGUUUGGUUCACAAAAUCUUAGAUUAUCUUAGGUAAUAGGAUUACCUCCGGGGAGGUAAUGUGAGAUUAAGGGAAUGUAAGAUUAUACCUUAUGUGUUUGGUUAAAGUUGUAGGAAUGUAAUAUUAACUUGUUUGGUUGGAGGUUAUAUUUUAGGUGAUACUGUAACAAUUACAUAAAUGCCCUUAAAGGUGUAAAAAUACUUUACUUUUAAAAAUGUUUUGGUUAAUUUGUAA
Messenger RNA from Ipomoea triloba (trilobed morning glory), 3730 nucleotides. Its product is annotated as MDIS1-interacting receptor like kinase 2-like. Gene Ontology annotation, biological process: protein phosphorylation. The transcript has 2 exons. Gene Ontology annotation, molecular function: protein binding; protein kinase activity; ATP binding. The record is from RefSeq and is a predicted model, not a curated record. NCBI's taxonomy places the organism in Eukaryota, Viridiplantae, Streptophyta, Magnoliopsida, Solanales, Convolvulaceae. The coding region runs from base 365 to 3409 and encodes 1014 amino acids.